AUGGCACGCCUAUCUUCCAUUCCCAUCUCCCUCCUGCUGCUAGCUAGCCUCGCCUCCGCCGCCGCCUCGGCAGCAGCCGUGGGUCAAGAGGAAGGAGGCAUCAAGAUCCGCGUGCGGUAUCCAACCAAGGAGCAGUCGCGGUGGCUGAACCGCUGGGCGGAGAAGCAUCAGGCUCAAGGAUCCGGCGAAGGCUUCAGGAUCCGGCCGGCCACCGACGAGGAGUCGGCGUUUCUGAACCGCAUGUCAGCCCGCGGUGCGGAGAAAACCGGCGGCCGAGCCGGCUACGACGGCCGCAUCGAGUUUGGCGACGACCAUCCAAGAAUCGUUGUGGAUGCCUUCCACUCUCGAGCUCACACGUCCAAGGCGAACGAUGAACUUUAG
Messenger RNA from Triticum turgidum subsp. durum (durum wheat), 381 nucleotides. NCBI's taxonomy places the organism in Eukaryota, Viridiplantae, Streptophyta, Magnoliopsida, Poales, Poaceae. The record is from the annotation of a GenBank genome assembly.